Arctia plantaginis is the source of this 234-nucleotide messenger RNA. The record is from the annotation of a GenBank genome assembly. Lineage: Eukaryota; Metazoa; Arthropoda; Insecta; Lepidoptera; Erebidae.
AUGAGAACAGCACCUAACAAGCGGCGAGCGGGGAAAGGCGACGUCGACGAUUUAUCCACGAGAUCGACUCGUUACUUAGAUCGGUUGCGGCGCGCGACGAUAGAUGGCGUGCUGCGGCGCGGGCGCAUAUCAGAUGCACGACUGGCGCAAGCGACGCCGCCGCCGUGCGCUAUCGACCGAUUUACUGACUGUACCAGUGCGAUCAUAUUAGAGAAUUUGUGGCUAUCUAAGUAA